Cyprinodon tularosa is the source of this 768-nucleotide messenger RNA. RefSeq lists its product as uncharacterized. NCBI's taxonomy places the organism in Eukaryota, Metazoa, Chordata, Actinopteri, Cyprinodontiformes, Cyprinodontidae. The annotation marks the transcript as partial. The record is from RefSeq and is a predicted model, not a curated record. The transcript has 2 exons.
ACAUCCACCCCAACAUCCACCCCAACAUCCACCCUGCUGCAGACAUCCACCCUGCUGCAGACAUCCACCCUGCUGCAGACAUCCACCCUGCUGCAGACAUCCACCCUGCUGCAGACAUCCACCCCAACAUCCACCCUGCUGCAGACAUCCACCCUGCUGCAGACAUCCACCCUGCUGCAGACAUCCACCCCAACAUCCACCCCAACAUCCACCCUGCUGCAGACAUCCACCCCAACAUCCACCCUGCUGCAGACAUCCACCCCAACAUCCACCCUGCUGCAGACAUCCACCCUGCUGCAGACAUCCACCCCAACAUCCACCCUGCUGCAGACAUCCACCCCAACAUCCACCCUGCUGCAGACAUCCACCCUGCUGCAGACAUCCACCCUGCUGCAGACAUCCACCCCAACAUCCACCCCAACAUCCACCCUGCUGCAGACAUCCACCCCAACAUCCACCCUGCUGCAGACAUCCACCCCAACAUCCACCCUGCUGCAGACAUCCACCCUGCUGCAGACAUCCACCCCAACAUCCACCCUGCUGCAGACAUCCACCCCAACAUCCACCCUGCUGCAGACAUCCACUCCACCAUCUGACCCAGACCCAUGGAUACCUGGAACUGCCUCCGGGCUCCUGUUCCACCUUAACAAUGAAGGAAACAUGAUCCACCAGGGACCCGGCCCUCACACACGCUCAGAGGAGGAGGAGGAGUUUUACCUGAUCCAUCUUCACCACUGCGCCUCUGUGAUGAAUCCACCUCGUCACUGA